GCCACCUAGGGGUAGUUUAGCGCAUGCGCAAACGUAUAAAAAGUCGAGUUGGUGAGCGAUAGGACAUCAUUCGUAGCGUUGCAUUCAAGCAAGUAACUGCAAAGUAAUUUUGGAAAUACUGAAGCUAAAAAUUCAAGUUAAUUCGGAAAAUUUAAAAAAAAAAAGUAAACAAUGUCUUUGUCUUACGCUACGCUCGUGAAUACUUGCGAUGCCAACAAAUUGGCUAAGCAAACCAUCAACAGCAAGCCGCAGCAAUAUACACCAAGGAAGGCACUCAACAAGGCUUUCAAGUUGUUGCGCCGCGUUUUCAAGCCAUCCACAUCGGUUAAGGUAAUCAACAAAGCAGAGCAGCAAAUCACAGCGCAGAAGUCGUUGAAAGUAGCUGAGAAGCAGAAGCGCCGCGAAGCUGACGCCGCCGUUCUAAGCGAAGUAAAUGCACUCUGCUCUUGCUCAGCAAUCAGCGCUGAAGAGUAUGAGAAUUUCCUCAACGAGUUGGCUGAGUUGCAGGCUGCAGCAAGCAAUGCGAUCGCUGCUGAGUAAUGGUGCCGGAUUUUGCUGUUUAUCGCUUUACUGAUUAUUCCCGAAUGCUACGCGCAUUCUACUGGCAAGCCGCUAGUGCCUUCAAGGACCUGGUUCGUCCUUAAACCGCACCGCUUACAUUGUAACGAGAAACGCUUUAUAUUGUCGCAGCUUUAAUAGUUUAUAUGUAUAUAGCUUAGCGUAUGUACGCGUGUGAUGCAGUCGAACUGCCAACCAUCCCUUCGGCGAUCCAUUUUAGAGCCCUUAAUCGAUCUGUGCGUGUGCUUCUAGACUUUUGGAAACACUGCGUGGACUGGCCUACCAGAAGCAUCGUCGAUAUAUGAAAGCUUUAAUUUUAAGAAAUCAAUUGUCUUCCAUUUAGUUUUUAAGUAAUAGAAAUUGUGUAAAUUUUUAUUUUUAAUAUA
Rhagoletis pomonella (apple maggot) is the source of this 944-nucleotide messenger RNA. RefSeq lists its product as uncharacterized. NCBI's taxonomy places the organism in Eukaryota, Metazoa, Arthropoda, Insecta, Diptera, Tephritidae. Bases 172 to 540 code for a protein of 122 amino acids. The transcript has a single exon. The record is from RefSeq and is a predicted model, not a curated record.